Vombatus ursinus (common wombat) is the source of this 4413-nucleotide messenger RNA. RefSeq names its product trichohyalin. The coding region runs from base 1 to 3009 and encodes 1002 amino acids. The transcript has 26 exons. The record is from RefSeq and is a predicted model, not a curated record. Lineage: Eukaryota; Metazoa; Chordata; Mammalia; Diprotodontia; Vombatidae.
AUGAACUCACAGGCGUGGAUGGAAGACAGUGUUGGCAGGUCUCCACCUCAGUGGGCUCAGCAGCGCGAUGCACAUUGGCCUCACCGGCUGGGUUGGAAAGAGGGGAGAGCACGAAGCUUACAGGCGGCUCAGCCACCAGCUCACUCAGACAUGUCCUUCCAAGCCUGGGCCACCUAUCCCAGCUUGCCCCCCCGUGACCGCAGGAGUGGCAGCUUUGUCCAAGGCUUGGCCAAGAGCCCUUCGUUCCUGGGGAGGCUUCAGGGUCACCCUAGGGCGAGGUCGAUGGAGAUGCCCUGGGGCCACUCCAAGGUCUCCCCAUCUUCCAGAGACUCUCUUAAGGGCCCUCUGAGGGCCACCUCUGCAUUGCUGGAGUCUGAGAACUCUUCCUGCCUAUGGCACUCCCAUAGUCCUAGUCUCCUAGACAGAUCACAGUCCCCAGGCCUCUUGAGAGGCAUCCAUCCGACUGAGGCCAGCCCAGCAUCUUGUAGCCUCUUUGGCAAAGGCUCAAACCAACUCAUCGGACGUCAGGCUUCUCUACCCCACCUUCUGGACUGGACGGACAGUGCGGUCAGCUGCAGGGCCCUGGCCCUCCAGGGCUGGAGCAGAUCAGAACAGGACCUUCAGUCAUCAUCGUUAGAGCGUGUUCAGCAGCGGGCAGAGCUGGUGGGCCGCCUGCAGACAGCCCAUUGGACCCUGAAGGAGCAGGCCCAGGAGAUCCAAAGGAGGGAGAAGGCUCUGGAGCUCAGUCAAUUGAAGUGUGAGCUGCUUGACGUAAGGCAGAAGAUGGAAAGCUCCCUUGUUCGCCUGGAGUGGGAGAGAAGAGAGCUGAAGAGGUCCAGAAGACAGGAGCAGCAGCGGGACAGAGAGCUCCAGGACAAAAUCCUGCAUCUACAGGCAGAAGUGAUGAAAGUCAAGUUGUGUUUGGACAGAAUGAGCCACCAGCCACUGUUUGUGGAGGACCCAGAGGAGCCCAGACUCAGACCUGAGAGUCAGGAGGCUGAACUCAAUGCCAAGCUCCAGACGUUGGUGACCAACCAGGACCCCAUCUUUCAGGAGAAGCCAGGACAGGAGCUGAGCUUUGAUGCCAAUCAGACUCUAGAGGGCCAGGAGGAAAUACCACUCGAGGACCUGAAGGCCUCUACCCCGCAGGUGUCCCAGGACAUGAUCUUUCUUCAAGAAGAGCUGGUGAUCAUUAAAGAGGUGAAUGAGCAGCUCUCCUCAGAGCUGGGCCAGAGCCGCCAGAGACUGAGGACCUGUCUAAACCAGCUCUACCAGCUGCAGACAGAGAAGAAGAUUUGCCACAGCUGGCUCCAGGCCCUGGAGGCUGAGCAAGCCCAGCUGAUGGGAGAGAACUUGGCACUGUUGUCUGUGCUCCAGGGGCAAGGGGGAGGCACUGAGCUCGGGACAGCUUCCUGGCAGAAUAGUGAGGCCAGUGGACAUCCUCAGUUCCAGAAGGAGUUGGCAACUCCCCAGCAGGAGCCAGAGGUGAAAACAUCAUGCCCCAGGACCCAUAAGGAGGAAGUUCAGUAUUGGAAAGCACGCUGGCACCAGGUGGCAAAUGAGUUGAAAUCCAAGGAGGAGGAACUGGAGAUGGUCCAGAGACAGAGGAGAGGCUGGUCAUGCAAGGUUCCCUGGGUCCAAGAGCUUUUCUCAGGGGAAAAGGAAGAUCUGGCUGAGUUGAAAGACCCUGUGGGCAAGGAAAAUGAGACCAGUGAGCUGGAAGGGACCCGGCUGGCGAAGAAAUAUCAACAUAUUUCUUCUGGGGAAGACUCAAGUUCACUAACAGAGAAGAUGGAAUGCCAGAGAGAUCUCCAAAGCAAGAUGAAAAUACUGGAGCGGGAAAAUGCUCAGAUGGCGCUGGUGAUCCAGAGGUGGAAGCUGGACGAGAGCCCAAUGCUUCAGAUCGAGCUGGAUGCCUGCAAGCAGCAACUAGAACUCGAACGAAGUUUGAGCCUGGCCCUGCAGCACCAGCUUCGGGGGCUGCAAGGCGGGAGUGCUCCCCAGAGGGCAGAGCCUCCACUGGCAUGGCCAGGUCCGGGACCGUGCCCCUCUGGGACCCUGAAGGGGACAGAAGCAGAGCCCCGAUGGGACAUGCUCCAGUCCAAAGCAGAGCCUCAUAGACCCCUCCAGGAGCUUCAAGGAUCUUCAUCAGGAAGCCCUCAGGUGCCAGAGCCGCUUCAGCCAUUUCAGAGAGACGCCCGAGGGGGCCAGGAAGCAGGAGCUCCUGGACCCUUGUCAGAGGCAGAAAUUCUAAGACAGCAGCUGCAGAAGGAGAGAACCCUGGGGCAGGAGCAGGCGCAGCGGCUUCGGAGCCUCACCUCAGAGCUGCAGGAGCUGAAACUGAGGAUGCCAGAAGAACAUGAGGCUUCCCAGGACUCCGGACAGCAGGGCGUGGAGGCUGCCGAGAGUCAGCUCAGGGAGAGCAGACAGGAGAACCUAAGGUUGGAGCUCCUGGUGUCAUCUCUACGGCAGAAGCUGGAGGACAAGGAGCAGGCACUGAGGGAGCUCCUGAACCCAAGGGCCGCUGAGCAGGGGGAGACAGAGAUGACGCCCUCCUCCCUGCUUAAGAAAUUACCCCUUAACUCCCAGCCGGGCUUCAGCCAGUUGGUCCCCGAAGAGCUGAAGAGGGGCCCCCGAGCUGGCUGGGGGGAGGUUCCCCAGGGCCACUGCAGUCACUGUAACGCCUUCCUGGAAAAGCUGGACAAAGUGCUUCAAGGUUGGGAAGUGUCUUCAAAACCAGCAGAGAAGCCACAGGCACUGGGGCAGCCCCAGAAAGUCUUGGAGGGACCCAACAGGCAUACCCCAAAGGGGGGCCGAGCUCCCCGGAGUGACCUCAGGGACAUUGAGCGGGUUAAACACCAGCAUCGGCUGGUGACUGAGCAGUUGCAGGAUCUGUUUGGGGAGAGACGGGAAAGGACCAGCAAGGCUGAGCAGCCCCCCAGGGAGUGGCCAGAGGGAAGCCUUGGGGAUCAGGGGACCAAGAAGUCCUCAGUGGAGCAGCUAAACUGAGGUUCCACUGGCAAACCCAGGAGCCCUACGACCUUCCUCAGCUGCAAUGAGUGUUGCAGAAAGGGUUCAGUCUGAUUCAUCCCUGGCCCCAAGACAGACUGGACCUGGAGGGAUCUUACUGGAAUAGUCUGGAGUGGAAUUGGCAGAUAUGGGCCGUGGACUCGGUCAGGAAUCUGCCAGGGUGUUUCAGACCAUUUCAAUUUGCCAGAUCUUCCUCAGAAAUGGUCCAAGGGCCCUUUGCCUUCAGCCCCAGGACUGUCUCCCUUACUAAUCCCUAUGGAAAUAACAAUACCUGUUUGCAUAUCAUCUUAAUAUUUACCAAGCACUUUCUUCACUACAACUUGGUGGGGGAGAUGAUACCCCCAUUUUACAGAUAAGGAAACUGAGGCAGAGGGUAAGUGAAUCACCAAGGGUUACACAGCUAUUAAGUAUCUGAGGCAGGAUUGGAACUCAGAUCGUCUGACCCCAAGUCUGGAGCUCUUUUUCCCGAUUCCGUGCUGCCUUCUAAAAUCUUCUGAUCCCUCAUCCCUGGCUCAAGAAUCAGAGAAAUAAAUUAAGAGCUGGAAGAGAGGGGCCUAUCUCCUCAUUUUACAGCUGAGGAAUCUGAGAUUUCAAAGAGGGUCAGUGCCUGGUCCAAGGUCUCAUUGUGGCAAGGCAGCAUUAGAACCCUGGUCUUCUAGGUCCAACUUUACACUACAAGUAAGUGACCAACAGAUCAACAAGCAAUCAUGUAGUAUGUGCUCUGUUUCAGGCAUUGUGCUAGGUGCUAGUGAAAUCCUUCCUGCCCUCUAGAAGCUUCCAUUCUAGAGGGGAAGCCCACAGGUACAUGUACAGGAGCACCUUCUCCAUCCCCGAGCCUGCUUGGUGCCCUGGGUCCUGGGACCCACACACACUUGGUCCCUUCUGCCGCUGAUGCCGUGACCAGCUGGUCAUUUCUGGCAGCAGGCCCUCUUUCCCUUCGGCCAUGCCAGCCACCCUGGAUUUCACAAAAGAAAAGAUGAUCAAUUCAGGAGAAUGCUUCAGGGUCAGGUGAUGGAGAAGACUCGCCUGAACCAAUCAAUGUCAAGGAAAUCUUGUCCUCAGCAGCUACAGUGAUGGAAAUGGAGAGUAUCCCCAAAAUGAAACAGCAGGAUGCUGGUAACUGUGAGCAAAGCAGUGUCUGGGGAAAAGAGAAGCUGAGAAAAUGCAUUCCCCCACGUCCUGUGCAGAGGAGGGGGCUUUGGGUGUGGGGCGCUGUAGGUACUGCUACACUCAGGUGAGACGUUGCUGAAGUUCUUGAAAGGCUUUUAAAAAUAUUAUCUUUUUGGGAGGGACGGUGUUACAAACAGAUCUCUGGAUGGAGAAGGGAUUUAUUUGGAAUGAAGGUGAUGUAAAAACAAAAGGUAUCGAUUAAAAAAUGUUUAA